Molecule: messenger RNA, 1800 nt
Organism: Doryrhamphus excisus (bluestripe pipefish)
Lineage: Eukaryota; Metazoa; Chordata; Actinopteri; Syngnathiformes; Syngnathidae
Gene: nxn
Product: nucleoredoxin
Biological process (GO): negative regulation of Wnt signaling pathway; negative regulation of protein ubiquitination
Cellular component (GO): nucleus
Molecular function (GO): thioredoxin-disulfide reductase (NADPH) activity
Source: RefSeq, a predicted model, not a curated record
UUUUAAGUGCGGCACAUUCCUGCACAGUGCCCACAGAGGAGUACUCACAGGCGGGGGGAGAUACACCGCGACGCCUCGCUCGCAGGGGCCCGGAGCUCACCUCCAGAAAAAAAGAACACCCCAAGACUCACACCCCGGUGGGCAAGUGAAUUCUUUCCUGCCUGACCGAAGCGAGCGACUUGGGCCGAGGAAACACGGUACCUCCUCUGCCGAUAUGUCGGAGCUUCUACUGAACGUGCUCGGGGAGCGGCUCGUCAACCGCGAGAAAGCCGAGGUGGACGUGCAAGCGCUGGGGGCCAAAGUGACACUGGUCGGCCUCUUCUUCGGUUGUAGCAUGAACGCGCCUUGUAAGCAGUUCAACGCCAGUCUGUGCGAGUUCUAUAGCAGGUUCAAAAAGACUUCGGAACAUAGGGACAAACUGGAGGUGGUCUUCGUCUCCUCGGACCAGGACCAGAAACACUGGCAGGACUUUUUGCAGGAGAUGCCGUGGCCAGCCUUGCCCUUUAAAGACAGACACAAAAAGAUGAAGCUGUGGAACAAGUACAAGGUCACCAGUAUCCCGUCCCUGGUGUUUGUGGAUACAUCCACAGGGAAGGUGGUGUGUCGGAAUGGUUUACUGGUGGUUAGAGACGACCCUAAAGGCCUGGAGUUCCCAUGGGGGCCAAAGCCAUUUGCAGAAGUGGUGGCAGGGCCUCUGCUCAGGAACAACACGCAGACGACAGACAGCUGCUCUCUGGAGGGGCACUAUGUCGGAGUGUACUUCUCUGCACACUGGUGCCCACCGUGCCGCAGUUUGACCCGUGUCUUGGUGGAGUCUUACCGCACCGUGAAAGAGUCGGGUCAAAAGUUUGAGAUCGUGUUCGUCAGUGCUGACAGAUCCGAGGAGUCUUUCAAGCAGUACUUCAGCGAAAUGCCCUGGCUGGCGGUGCCAUAUUCGGACGAGGCUCGGCGGUCACGAUUGAACAGGCUUUAUGGGAUUCAAGGUAUCCCCACCCUGAUUCUGUUGGACACAGAGGGUCACGUGAUCACACGACAGGGCCGGGUGGAGGUGCUAAACGAUCCAGAGUGCCGCCUCUUCCCUUGGCACCCUCGGCCUGUGCUGGAGCUCAGCGAGUCGAAUGCGGCGCAGCUCCAUGAAGGACCCUGCCUCGUCCUGUUUGUGGACGCCGAAGAGGAAGGCGAACUGGAGCCGGCCAAGGAGCUGAUCCAGCCCAUAGCGGAGAAGCUUAUGGCCAAGUACAAAGCCAAGGAGGAAGAGACGCCGCUGCUCUUCUUUGUGGCGGGAGAGGACGACAUGAGCGACUCACUGCGGGAUUACACGAACCUACCAGAGGCUGCACCACUACUCACCAUACUGGACAUGUCGGCGCGGGCCAAGUACGUACGCGAUGUGGAGGAGAUCACGCCAGCGGUCGUGGAGCAGUUUGUUGGCGACUUCCUGGCCGAAAAGCUGAAACCGGAGCCCAUCUGAUGCAGGAAGUUUAAAAUAUGAACGCUAUAAUGGGACUCGCACCGUCAUCCGUCGCUCAUCAUCAUCAACCCACUCAGUAUUUCAUCCCAUGACUUUUUACUGACAUUUUACUUUUUUUUUCAUUUCUAUGGAGUCUCUUCUUCUCCUGUGGUGCCUUGCAUUGACUAUUGUACCUACAGUUAAUAUAUUCAUUUGUUCUUCUUCUUCUUCACACUUUAUCACAUUCAACCUUCUGGAUUCUAGAGAAGCCCAGCGGACCUACUCCCGAUUUUAUUUUGCCUUCUGGAGGAUGGAAUUUUUUUUUAAAAAGGAAUAAAGUGAUUGCAGCA